CACACAUCCUCGCAUCGAAACGAGUCGUGUCCUGCGAGUCCUGUGAGUCCUGCGAGUCCUCAGCCUCUGCGAGCCAGGAUUCACUGCUCUUUGGGCAGCAACGCGACAACAAGUUGAACUCGGCUCGAGCGCAGCUACCAACGACCAUCAUCAUCAACUGGCCAAAAGCACCUGGCGCUAAUCCGUCGCUAUAAACACGACCGUUGAAAACAUAACCAAUUCCGAUUGCGAUUGCGAUCAAUUCGAAUCGAGUGAAUUUCCAGCAUUAAUGCAAUCGAACGCAAAGCAAAGCGGAGCGAAAGUAAAUAAAUAAAACGUAAAACUCAGCGGAAAGUAAUAAAAUAAGAGCGGACACGUCCCACGAAAACCCGGAGGAGGAAGCCAAAGUGUCAACAAGGACACUUUAAAGGAUAGAGAACACCGGUGAGGAGGAGUCGGGAGCAGAUUGUCCAGACCCCGAAGACAGUCGGUAGCGAAUUCCCCGCUGGCGAGCAAUUGAGCAAUUGUGCAAAAUGGAUGCGCUACGCUUCCGUGGUUCACCAUUCGCCCGCUUUACGGGCCAGUCGACCGGACCGGGCCAUCCCCGUCCGCCGCCACACCCACAACAUCCGCAACGCCCACAGGCGGCGGGAACACACGGCAUCAGUGCCCCGGAGCCGCUGAUCGUUGUGGAGGAGUCCAAUCUGCCGGAGGAGCAGGAGGACAGCUCUGAGCCGACGGUCUCGAAUCGCGGCAGCCUGGACAUCGACUCGCCCGUGAAUCCGUAUCUACUCUCGCCAUGGCGGGAUCCACGCGAGGCCAGAAAGCAUUCGCUGCCCUCGCAGCAGGUGACCGACGGCAUCACGGCCAGCCAGGUGCGCCGGCUCUCGGAGCGAGGCGGCGAGGGAUCGGGGCCCACACCGAAGGAGGCCGCCUUUUUGGCCACUUUGUCGCAGGCUCCGGCGCCGACCGGACGUCGCCACUCGGUGGUGACCAUCUCGAAGGUGCCCACCACACUAUUUGGACGCUCGCGUCGCGAAUCCGUGGCCGCGUAUCCCAACAGCAAUGGGAGCAGUCGGGUGCUGAAUUCCCGCCGGGAGAGCAACACAGGUCCCCCAUCGACAGACCCCAUCGGCAGCAUUCACAAUCUGCAGCUGGACAUCAUGGACGACAUCUACUUGCAGUCGCGCAAGGCCCGCUUGAAGCUUUGGACAUCCUCCAACGAGAAGGUGUGCGAGGUGCAGACCGUCGACGAGGCCGGCUCCGGCCAGCCGGGCCGACGAUUCACCAACCGUCGCUACUCGGAAUGCCCCCAGCCAGGAUUGGCCAGCUCCUUUCGCCGCGCCUCCGAGCUGCCGCCGUCGCAGCAGCAGCAGCAGCAGGCUCAGUCGCAGAGCUCGACUCGGGCCUCAACGCGUCGCAAGAAAUCGGGCAGUGGAACUGGACUAUUGGGCAGUCGUACGGACAUCGCCGGCAUAUUUAGCUCGUUGACCAGCUCGGCCAUGGAUAUGCACCGGCCGGAACCGGAAGGCCGGGAUGGCAGCUCAAGUGCUAGUUCUUCGGCAACGGCCACGGCCAGUAGCCCGUUUCUCAGCCAGACCUUUCAGGCGGCCGCUCGUGGGCGUGCUACCAGCGCCACGCCCACACCAACAACCCACAGCGGUUCACUGGCGGUGGGCGGUGGAGGUGGCGUAGGCGGUGGAGGAUCUGGAACCACUGGCGGCCUACUCGAUCCCAAUGCCGGUAGGUCGACACGAUCCAAUAGCUUCGAUGUGUCCCUGCUGAACAACGCCAAGCAGCUGGUGAGCGAUGUCCAGGACAAUGGAUCGGCCACGCUGUCCGGUUGGUUUGCCAAGCGGCACACGCCGUUGGCGCGCAAGAAGAGCGUGCGGAGCAAGAGUUCGGCGGUGGCGCUGUCCAAGGAUGUGCUGGAGCGGCUGCAGAAGAAGGAUCCGCUAGGUGGUGACUCUGGCAAGCCGAAAUUGAAGCCAAGGAGCAAACAGAAGACCUGGGCGGAGUCCACCAAGGCGACGGUGGAUGCCACCAUUCUGGGCACGGCCAUCGAGGGUUUCCUGCGAAAGAGCUCCAACGCCAGCAUGGGCGGAUCCGGAGCUGGGUCGUCCGGCGGCGGUGCCUCCACAUCGGCAGCGUCUCGCGGUGCCACGCCCAAGGCGGGCAAGGAUUCGGGCAGCGCCAGCGGCAGUCCCGCCCAUGGCGCCCGGCGGAGUCGACCAUCCGCCAGCAGCUCUGCUCAAUCGCAGGCCGGCCGGGCAGUCCGCUCCACGCUCAAUUGGUUCGGCAAGGCCGACGAGGACGACUCCAAGGACACGUGCGACGCCUCGCUCUGCGCCACGCUCAAGGACCUCUUCGUCAAAUAGGUCGGGGGGCGCAGAGGCAAGUAAAGCAAUGGGCCGAGUUCCCGGCUAGAGCAGCACACCGCCAGCUACUUGCACCUCUGAGAUCCGAAAAUCCUUAUCGAAAACCAAAAACGAAAUAAAUCGAACGACGUUGAAGUUGAAGUAGAAGGCUUACACAAACAAGUGAACAAUAAGCGCAGCAGCAGUAAUCACCAUUGAAUCCAUCACAUAACACAGCAACAGCAGAGGCUUAAUGACAAAUUAAAAGCAUAGCAACGUCUGUCUUUCGGGCGAAAGGAGAUGCACAUAAUUCACCGAAAUCAAUAAUAUAAUCACAGCACUUACAUAACUCACAAACAAUAUAAUAAUAAUUGACAGCACAGGCUUCACACAAAACACGUCCAUUGAAUCAAACACUGAGAACAUUGCAUGCAAAGGGCGACGACAGUAAGAUUAAUCUGUCGUCACCGGGACAUGUUAACUGAAUGAGAUAUCGAUACCUGACGGUUAAUCCGGUUGGUGUACAACAAACAGUACACGAGCACAAAAUGAAGGAUCAAAUGGAGGAAAUAGAACUUAUCAGCAAUACGCAGUGACAUACAUACAUAUCCCUAUAAAAUACCACUAACCAUAACGCAGAAUUGCAAUCGAAGCACCGAUAACAGAUAGCACUGAAAUCCGAUUAACGGUGAACAAUAAGAGUACAAGAGAGCAACUUUUAACGGUACAAGUAACUUUACGCAUAACGGUAAUGGUAAGUGAGAAGAAGCGAAGACGAAACGAUAAGCGAUAUGCAGUGAUCGAUAGGCAGAUAGUUAAGCGAUAACCGAUAGAGUUUAAGGCAACGCUGCAGGGGAGUCAGGGAAAUGGAAUCAGAUAUCAGGAAUCGGUGGACACAACACCUCAUCCCAUUUUACCUACGCAACAAGGUCGACGGGAUAGACCUCUUAUAGCUAAAGAUACAGAUAAAAGAUAAAUUCAUAUAUAUAUAUACACACAUAUAUAUAUGUAUAUAUUCUCAUACAUUUGCAUACCAUUUGUAAUCGAUGAAGGGGGGGCGAGAAGAAGGAGUACAAAACUCGGGGAGUUUGGAGGGCAGAGAAUAUACCACAUAUUUUUCUACGUGCAGAGCAAUUUAAGCAGGUCCCACUGCGGGAGUAAGUCACUGGGAUAAAGAAGUAAAGGAGAACUUGUUGAUGCAUUGCCAAUAUGGCAAUGGAGCCAUGUAGCAUGUCUACAUACAUACAUACAUGCAUAUGUAUAUUGAGAGUUUUUUUUUUUUUUUUUGGGUGGCCAUGCAUGUUCAUGCAUGCACAGCGGAGGAAUACACCGACAUAUUGAAUGUAUUUAUGAGGCAACCGUGGCAGAUGCACAAAUCGGUCCUUGUAUAUCGAGUAGCAAACAAUCGGGCGAAUCAGUGCAAAAUACGAUGCUCCAGCGGUUGCCACAACCAUUUCACAACAAAUACAUAUGAACACAAUGAAAUCAGCAUGACUACGUGCAUAUAAAGACGUUACAAUAUACGAAUAUACAUAUUUAUCUACGGUGAAUAAGAAGUAAAUGUCUACAGACUCAAGAGUUUUAAUCAAUGUAAACCACACAAUAAAUGUAAUUUGUAUGUACAAUCUGAGCUUACUCGAGGCAAAAAUCAGAAAUCACAAUUCGCAAUUCGCAAAAUCGCAAAAUCGCAAAUCACAACACAAACAGCAAAUGCCAAACUAAAUCGAGUCGAGCUGAAUUGAAUUGAAUUGAAUUGAAAAUCGAAUAUAAAUUAAUGUUCGCGUUGAAUAUUUAAUGUUAAACGUAAAAUAAUACGCAGGCAGCGGCAGCAGAAAAGCUGAAAAGUGCCAGUUGGGGUAGGAAGUUUUCCAUGAAGAAGUUUGAAAAUCAAUUAACGAAGAAAUUCAAAUUGGAAAUUCGCAAUUGCAGUAUUGGUGUGAGACAGCCAAAGAGAAAGAGAAAGAUAGAGAGAGAGAGAGAUAGAGAUAGAGAGAAAGGGAGAGAUAGAGUAGAGUAGGACAAACAAGCAAGCAAACAAACAAACCAACAAACAAUCAGUCAAUAUUGCAAUCAAUCAAGUGUGCUACUAUAUGCGGCAUUUGGCUUUGUCAAUUUGUCAAUUUGAUCAAGAGGGGCAGCAGCCGAUGGCACUGAUGAUAUGGGCAUAUGGAUGCGGAUUUAAGGAUAUUGAACUGCAAUGUAGUGACGAAACUACUCAAUAUAACAAACACACAAUACUCGUAUAUAUUAUCCAUCUAUCCAGAAUUGUAUCUCAAUGUGCCCGACAAAUGUGUUUUAGACUUCGAUUUCCAUGUGCGUGUCUCAAGGAGGUAACCCAAAGUUAACUUUCACUUUCAGUGUGUUAUAUAGUGCUUAAGAGCCGCAGAUUUACUUAAAUACUGAUCUAUAUCUAUACAAGCAUAUGCAUAUACAAUACCUACACGUAACGACAAAUAUAUACAUACCGUACAUAUAUAUAUAUUUCAACUAUUUACAAGUGCGAUCCUUCUUGGUCGCAGCUAACCAAAGUUGUCCACGUUUUGCUCAUCAUCCUAACUGUUGUUCUAUAUCGUUGCUAUUACCGAUCUACACUAUGUAACAAUAAAUGUGUACAAAAACGGGCGGGGCAUAAGAGGGGCAUCUGGGGAGCAUCUGGAUGGAACGCAGAGCUCCAGGCAGGUGCCGCGUAGCAGGCCAAAGAAACUCUCAAGUUCUAUUUGUCCUAUUUUUGAUAGUUGUAUAUACAAUAUAUAUACUACAUAUAUGUAUGUACCGCAUAUACAAUACGUGUAAUACCAUACAUACACGAAUACUAAUAUGGAUGCAAUUUUUUUCGAUUGAUUUAGCAUUGAAUGUGCAUAGAUUUUAUGACUACAAACAUAUUCGUAUAUACAUAUGUGUAUGUGACCCUAUCAAGAUGAUAAUAAUGCAUCCGAGGAAUACAACCCAUGAAUAAUCAGUCGCGAAAUCGAAAGCUAUUGAAUUUCCAUAGAUGGAACUUAAUCCGCCACUGAUUAUUUUCACGGGAUGUCAUUGUCUUUGUUAUUGACGUUGUUGAUGUCGUGCAAUUGUAAUUACCGUUGUUCAAUUGUUGUUAAUGUUUAUCCACAUGUCUGUUUGUGUGUGUGUAAGACAAGCAAGCGGUUACCACCGACUACAGUACUUUAGUAGUGUAAACUGGCAACUGGCGCCCAACGCAGAAUUAUAUUCAAUACCCACACAACUCUCUUAGUGUGCGGUAGUCGGGAUUAUAGCGAUACGAAUAUAUGUAUGUAUAUCCAAUGGUGUGUGUACUUCGAUUCGAGCGAUCUAUGAUUUCAAUGUUAGGCGGUACGUUUUCUUUUCGGGCUUUAUCUGGGUUCACAGCACCCAGGGGGGAAAAGUGGGCAAAACUACGCAUAAUCUAGUGAGUAACGAGGCAAUGGAGGAGCGUUGAAGGAGCAGCGGCAGAAUGGCGCAAAAUAUUGUAGCUGACAUGCAUAUAUAACUAAGAUAUAUAUCUGUGUAAAUAACGGAAGGAGCGUUGGGAAUACGUUUGUACAUAAUUAUGCGUACGCUAGCAAGGGGAUAGCGAGGCAAGUGGAGUGUUUUUUUUUUUUAAAGCCAAAAUCCAAAUGCAACCGAAUGUAAAACAAUCAAUUGAUGACACAUAAUGUAAAAGAAACCAAAAAUAAAAACAAUACAGCUAAUUAAAUGGCGAUUGAGGGAACGAUAAAUCGGUCGGCAGGCAUAUGUACAUACAUAUGUAUGUGUGCUCUUUAUAAGCCGGCAUUUCGAGGAGAAGCCGAGGAAAUUUGAGGACGUUGAAGAAUGUGCACCAGGCGAGUGUACUUUACCACACAUACAAUACCCAAUAUACAGCUAAAUAUACACCCAUAUACAUCUAUAUAUACAUAUGGC
Drosophila melanogaster (fruit fly) is the source of this 6236-nucleotide messenger RNA. It is a transcript of the gene kairos, whose product is annotated as kairos. The transcript is spliced from 6 exons. The record is from RefSeq and is marked reviewed. The coding region runs from base 513 to 2357 and encodes 614 amino acids. NCBI's taxonomy places the organism in Eukaryota, Metazoa, Arthropoda, Insecta, Diptera, Drosophilidae.